This is a messenger RNA of Brienomyrus brachyistius, 1141 nucleotides long. Its product is annotated as protein TASOR. The record is from RefSeq and is a predicted model, not a curated record. Bases 194 to 1141 code for a protein of 315 amino acids. Gene Ontology annotation, biological process: homologous chromosome pairing at meiosis; male meiotic nuclear division; regulation of double-strand break repair via homologous recombination. Gene Ontology annotation, cellular component: nucleus. The transcript is spliced from 6 exons. Lineage: Eukaryota; Metazoa; Chordata; Actinopteri; Osteoglossiformes; Mormyridae.
ACGGGGGCUUUGUGGGGCCCAGAAUGAGCCUAACAUAAGAGCAUUUACAUUUAUAGCAUUUUGGCUGACACCCUUAGCCAGAGUGAAACAAUGUAUACAUGCAAACAACGGAAAUGAGAAAUAAGCCAGAAAUUCUACCCAGAGAAUCAGAUGACUGAUGGUGACCAAGGUCAAUAUUCUGGGGUAAGAAAUUAUGAAGACAGCAGAUAGAGGGAGGGGGAUGACACACACGACGCUGGACAUCGCAGGGAGCUCAACGCUGAAGCAGUUUGUCAUUCCCAAGAAAAGACGGCCACCAGGGACAAGCUUGCUUGAACCCUGCAUGACAGAAAGUAGGGAAUACUGCUGUAUUCUGUCAAUACUCAGCAACUCCAGACUAGAUCAAACACCAGACUUCUUCUUGUCCUGGGAGUGCCACCGCGUGCAGCUGGUCAACAAUGAAGAGCUUCUGAGGCAGUUUUUGGAAAAAAGGUCUGAGAUGCGUUCAAGGGGGAGACAGACCAGAGAAAUGGAAGAGUGGUUCUGUUUUUUAGCCGUGUCAGCCAAAGACGUCGAACAUAUUUGUCAGCAGGGAUUGAAGGUUGACGGCUCUGGAAAGCACACGCUGGGAAACCCAGAGCAUGGAGUGUAUCUGUACAGACAUGUAGAUGUUGCCCUAAGAAGCAGCACCUACACAAACCUUAUCAUCUUUAAGGUAAUUGUUGGCAAGGUGAAAAGAGUCCCACCAAGUUUGGGAAAGAAUAGCUUUCAAGACCCAACGAUACAUUAUGACUGCUACAUUUCCAAAGACCCAACUGGACCAAAGGAUACUCUGUUACAACAGGCCUUGGGCUCAUCUGUGUUUGCCUUUGAUUAUAAUGAAAACCAGGAGCUCACCCCAAGGCCCAGGCAGUGCUUACCAUAUGCAGUGGUUUCAGUCGUUCCUAUCAGAAAUACCUUUUCUGCAGCAUCUAAAAGUAUCAUGGCCUCGCCUUCAAAGAACCCAUCAACUGAAAUGUUAUUAGGUACAUCUGAAAAAGGUUUUCAAUGUUUUAUCAUAAGUCUCAUGAUCAGGAUGCUUAUACAGCCGCUCUUUUCAACUGCACCGCAGAAAAGGAUGCUUGUUGAUUUCUUUCCCACAACCUUUGUAAAACCAUCUUAA